Molecule: messenger RNA, 814 nt
Organism: Zophobas morio
Lineage: Eukaryota; Metazoa; Arthropoda; Insecta; Coleoptera; Tenebrionidae
Exons: 2
Coding region: 29-745 (238 amino acids)
Source: RefSeq, a predicted model, not a curated record
UUAUCAGUGAACGAGAAUACAACUCAGCAUGAUGAAAAAAAGUAUUGUUUUACUUCUACUCGCAGUGGCCUAUGCAUCUCAGAACUCAGCAAUUGCCGCACCUAGUGAUAGUCUGUGGGAUCAAGCCAAAGCAUCAGUAAACGAAUAUCGCGGAAAAGUAAAUAAUGCCCUAAGCAGUGCUCUUAUAAAUGGUUACACAAGUUUGUCUCAAAAGGCUGAUUCACUAAUUGAAUCAAUCAUUUUGAAUGGUACUGCUGUAAUCAGCGGUGCAUAUAAUGAAUAUAUGUCCGAGUACCAAUCAGUCAAGCAAGCAGCUGAAGAUGCAGGAACCGAUGUCACUGAUUGUAUUAACACAUAUGAGGAAUUAAUCACAAAUGUGGGCCCAGAAAACUUAGAUGGCUUGGUCCAAUGCGUGCAGGAUCUUGUCGAACCAGUUGUAAGCUACAUAUCCGGCGCUAGCAACAAUCUAGUGCAACGCUACUCAAGUACGGUAUAUCAACACGAAAAAAGUCUCCUCACCUGUGGACCAUCCAAUGAUAACUGUUUGAGUAAUAUUGUGUACAGCCUCAUCAAAGUAAAUGUUGAGGGUCAAAUUGCAAAUGACCUGACGAGAGAUGUGAGUUUGUUUGGCAGCAAUGAAAAUCGGCUCAAUGUUUGUGGACAAAAAUAUGUCUCCAUCAACGAAGGGAAAGGAAACUCUUUGGUUGAAGCUUUUAGAAGCUGCGUAGAAGCCCAAUCAGGAUAAAUUGGAAACUAUCAUUUUGUGGAACUAAUGUAAAUAAGAUAUAUAAAUAAACACACUAGCAACAAUGAA